This is a messenger RNA of Physella acuta, 438 nucleotides long. Its product is annotated as aspartate and glycine-rich protein-like. The record is from RefSeq and is a predicted model, not a curated record. NCBI's taxonomy places the organism in Eukaryota, Metazoa, Mollusca, Gastropoda, Physidae.
AUGCCAUUGAGAAACCAAGGCAGCGUGACUGAUACAGCUUAUUGUCCACGAGAUUCUAAAGAUGAGAUGUGGGAUUCUAAAGAUGAGAUGUGGGAUUCUAAAGAUGAGAUGUGGGAUUCUAAAGAUGAGAUGUGGGAUUCUAAAGAUGAGAUGUGGGAUUCUAAAGAUGAGAUGUGGGAUUCUAAAGAUGAGAUGUGGGAUUCUAAAGAUGAGAUGUGGGAUUCUAAAGAUGAGAUGUGGGAUUCUAAAGAUGAGAUGUGGGAUUGUAAAGAUGAGAUGUGGGAUUCUAAAGAUGAAAUGUGGGAUUCUAAAGAUGAGAUGUGGGAUUCUAAAGAUGAGAUGUGGGAUUCUAAAGAUGAGAUGUGGGAUUGUAAAGAUGAGAUGUGGGAUUCUAAAGAUGAAACGUGGGAUUCUAAAGAUGAGAUAUUUAAAAUCUAA